AUGCACCGAAUGGGCUUCUGUAAUCUCACUCGUGCCGGCAAGGCUGUCGCGGCCGACAUGGAUGCUGUGACGCGGGCACAGCUCUGGCUGCCCGAGUUAAUCAUCCAUCUGGGAGUGUCUCCCAAGGUCCUCAUGAAUCUGGACGAGACCGCCUUAUUCCCGGCCUGCCAGCCAAGGAAGACGUGGGCAAUUGAUGCGACGGCAGGGGUGAAAACUGCUAAGGACCGCCUAACCGUCGCGUUCAUCUGUAACGUGGACGGUUUUGAGACGUUCCGCCCCAUGAUUUGUACGGCGUUCAUCGAGCCUUUGAACGCCUCGUUCUUUGCCGAGGCGAUGCAGGUCGUGCUCCUCGUGGAUGAUGCGAGCAGUCACCGCAUGGAAACGGAGACCGCGGUGCGCGAGAACAUCUUGGGCUUCCGCACGGUCAAGCUGAGCAACAUCAGGGUGGUGUACCUCCCUCCUAACACCACCGCCUUCACGCAGCCCCUGGACCAAGGCGUGAUCAGCGCGGUGAAGGCGCGAUUCCGUCAGAAGGUCAUCGUGGACUGGCUCCGUCUGUGGGACGACAGUGGGAGCCCCGCAUCCAUGCAGUCCUUGAAGCCGACUACAUCAGCGACAGUCGUAUACCUGUUCGAAGCAUUGGACGCGGUCGAGGGCGACACGAUCCAGCGCUGCUGGUUCUACGCCGGCAUCCUCCCACGGUCGUGGAGGGUACUCAUGCCCCUCGGGAGCACUUGGACAUCCGACCCUGGCGACACUACCGAGAAACUCCAGUUUCUUGGUAGGCAGCUGGCAGCUAUGAAGCUCGGGCCGGCAGGGAUGUCCGCGACGGAAUUCAGUUACGUCGAGGACAAUGUGCCGACUUGCGAGUUUGAGGCACCGGAUCCACUGGCAGACGAGCCACCAAGGACUCGCAGUGCCCGUCCGUCGCUGCUGUCGGAGCCCAUCAUGGUAAAUGACCGCGCCGUUCUCCGCGAGUUUCGCCGUGUUGCCCGCCGCGCGACGGAAAUCCUGGUGGGGUAUGCGUGGGCGGAAUACAUCAUGCCGGGCGACCUUGCUGCCAUCUUUGGGAUUAACAACACGUAA
Messenger RNA from Closterium sp. Yama58-4, 1086 nucleotides. NCBI's taxonomy places the organism in Eukaryota, Viridiplantae, Streptophyta, Zygnematophyceae, Desmidiales, Closteriaceae. The record is from the annotation of a GenBank genome assembly.